Ceratitis capitata (Mediterranean fruit fly) is the source of this 12797-nucleotide messenger RNA. RefSeq names its product protein lap4 (gene scrib). The transcript has 33 exons. Gene Ontology annotation, molecular function: protein binding. Bases 820 to 12270 code for a protein of 3816 amino acids. The record is from RefSeq and is a predicted model, not a curated record. Gene Ontology annotation, cellular component: adherens junction; postsynaptic membrane; postsynaptic density. Gene Ontology annotation, biological process: neurotransmitter receptor transport postsynaptic membrane to endosome; neurotransmitter receptor transport, endosome to postsynaptic membrane. Lineage: Eukaryota; Metazoa; Arthropoda; Insecta; Diptera; Tephritidae.
AUUUGCUAAAUUAGUUGAGUUCUGUUUUGCACGUUGAACGGGUGGGUCUUUUUGUUGUAAUUUUUACUGACGCAUAAAAGGUUAAUAGUUCUAGCGUCGCGCUUUUAAUUUAUGUUUGUUCAGCAUUUUCGAAAGUAUUAUUGUUCCUUUCAAGUUGGAAACAUAUCGCAAUUUGCCAAAGUCUUUUUCGUACGUUUUGGAAGUGUAGAGAAAAGCUGUAUAUUAAAAAGUGCAUACCUACGCUAAUAAAAAAUUGGUUUAGGCAGUGGCCGUUGUGACGUGACGGCAGCAGAAGCAGAAGAAGCGAAAUAGUACAAAAGAAAAUUUUAGUAAAAUAGAAUAGGAAAAGUUUGUAACGAAAAGAGGAAGAUCAAAACUGGUCAAGUGCAAAAGCGUUGUUACUGUCCCCCAGCUACCUUGGAGGUAGCUAUUGACGAGCUUUACGUUUUGUGCUUCCGUCGAAUGAUAGUAACGUGGACGAACGUAUAUUGCGCGACGCGAUACGAAACGAAAAUAUCGGGCAUUUAUUGAAACUACUCAUUGAGACCGAAAUGUCAGGAAAGUCCGUAAAAAUAGUUUCUUUACUGUAAUGCGUACAUCCUAAUAUGUUAUCUUCCGGUUCCUCUGAUUUCUUACUACUAUACAAAUCUUUAUAUAUGUAAAAAAUAAAAAAUUAAUAAUCAAAUACAAACAAAUCACGAAAAGUAGUUUUGUAAAUGAUAAUACUAUACAUUUGUGCUAAAUUUAAAAAAUACCGGGUCAGUGAAUUACAGUGAAUAAUAUUUAAUAAUUUCGCAACUUAUGCCGUAAAUCGUCGUCAUGUUCAAGUGCAUUCCAAUAUUCAAGGGCUGUAAUCGCCAAGUUGAAUUCGUCGAUAAACGUCAUUGUUCGUUGCCUAGCGUUCCAGAGGAAAUUCUACGUUACUCUCGCACUUUGGAGGAGUUGUUCUUGGAUGCUAAUCAUAUUCGAGAUUUGCCAAAGAACUUCUUCAGACUCCAUCGUUUACGCAAAUUGGGCUUAAGUGAUAAUGAAAUAGCCCGAUUGCCGCCAGACAUUCAGAAUUUCGAGAACUUGGUAGAGCUUGAUGUUUCACGAAAUGAUAUUCCAGACAUUCCUGAUGACAUCAAACACCUGCAAAGUCUGCAGGUCGCUGAUUUCAGUUCAAAUCCGAUUCCAAAAUUGCCUGCAGGAUUUUCUCAACUCAAAAAUUUAACAGUUUUAGGUUUAAACGAUAUGUCGCUCACCACAUUACCAGUAGAUUUUGGAUGCUUAACACAAUUGGAAUCAUUGGAAUUGCGUGAAAAUCUCUUGAAACACUUGCCUGAAUCGAUACGACAAUUGACCAAGCUUAAAAGAUUAGAUUUGGGUGACAAUGAAAUUCAAGAACUGCCACCAUAUCUGGGCUAUUUGCCCGGCUUACACGAGCUCUGGCUCGAUCACAAUCAGUUAGAAAGGCUGCCACCUGAGAUUGGUUUAUUAACCAAUUUGACAUAUCUUGACGUUUCGGAAAAUCGACUCGAAAAAUUACCUAAUGAAAUUGGAGGCCUCAUAAAUUUAACUGAUUUGGAUCUUUCACAAAAUUUACUUGAAACUCUACCCGAUGGUAUUGCCAAACUAAGCAGACUGACAAUUCUUAAACUUGAUCAGAAUCGUCUACAAAUGUUGAACCCGACUAUAGGAUCAUGCGUAAGCAUGCAAGAACUGAUAUUGACCGAAAAUUUCUUAUCAGAAUUACCCGUAUCGAUUGGCCAAAUGACAAAAUUGAGCAAUCUGAACGUUGAUCGCAACUCAUUGGAAAAGCUACCGGCCGAGAUGGGAAAUUGUGCAAAUUUAGGCGUUUUGAGUUUGCGCGAUAAUAAAUUAAAGAGACUGCCGCCAGAGUUGGGUAACUGUUCAGUGCUGCAUGUUUUGGACGUGUCCGGCAAUCAAUUGCAGUAUCUACCAUAUACAUUGGUAAAUUUGCAGUUGAAAGCUGUUUGGUUAUCUGAAAAUCAAGCACAGCCGCUGUUGACGUUCCAGCCGGACACAGACGAGGCAACAGGUGAACAGGUGCUGACAUGCUUCCUACUGCCGCAACAAGAAUAUCAACCCAUAACACCAGCUCGCGAACUGGAAACAGACUCAGAUGGCUGGGAAGAGCGUGAAGCCUCAAGAACACAUUCCGUUAAAUUUUCCGAGGAAUCAACACAGGAGAAGGAUACUCCAUUUGUUAGACAAAAUACACCACAUCCGAAAGAGCUGAAGGCAAAGGCGCACAAAUUAUUUGCCAAAGAUCGCACACGUGUAGAUGACGGCAAUUUAGAUACGGUAUCCGAAGAAAUCUCUGCAAAGUACGCUGCCAACGCUACAGAUAAAAUUGGCGCUAACUCAACAAUAGUUGAAAAUGUAGCAGAGACCAAGCCCAUCUAUGAGAAUCAUCAACAACAGUCACUCUCACCCAAAACACCGACUGCAGCUGUUUCAUUCGCACAACAACCUGCCGUUGUACAGACUGCAGGCGUACAGUCCCAGCCCGAUGUUAGCGCAGCAACUGUCCAUGAACCGAUAACAAAUGUUGCGCCCGAGCACGGUAACAGUGGUGUAAUCGUGACUACAGCAGCUGUAACAGCCUCAGCAGCCGGUGAUGAUGAUGAUGAAGACUUCGAUGAAUCAGAAAGAAAAGUGGGUUUUCAAGUUGAGGGUGAAGAUGAUGAUUUCUAUAAGCGACCAAUGAAGUUGCACAGACGUGACACACCACAUCACCUGAAGAAUAAGCGUGUGCAACAUAAUGUCAUCGACAAAAAGUCGAGUGAAAUUCUCGCCAAUGCAUUAAAUCAGGAAAAGAAAACAGCGCAAUUGCCUCCAGUUCAAUCACCCAUACAAGAAAACGAAGAUGCUGAGCAGAUUGAACAGCAAGAGCAACAACCAUUUGUAGCGUCUAUUUCACCUAUACCACCACCAAUAGUGCCAGGACCCUUACCUGACGAUGCCGUUGACGGCCUUACAGAGUUACGUUUGGAACAGUACGAAAUCCACAUUGAACGCACCACUGCUGGCCUUGGCUUGAGCAUAGCGGGUGGCAGAGGCUCAACUCCUUUUAAAGGCGAUGACGAAGGCAUUUUUAUAUCACGUGUUACCGAAGGAGGCCCAGCGGAUUUGGCGGGCUUGAAAGUUGGCGAUAAAGUGCUAAAAGUGAAUGGUAUUAAUGUGGUCGACGCCGAUCAUUAUCAGGCUGUGCAGGUGCUGAAGGCUUGUGGUGCCGUUUUGGUAUUAGUAGUGGAGCGUGAAGUUACCCGUCUGAUUGGACAUCCGGUUUUCAGUGAAGAUGGCUCAGUCUCACAGAUAUCGGUAGAAGCGCGACCAUUGGCAGCAGUAGCAGCAGCAGCAGCAGCAGGAGUAGGAGCAGUGCAGCAACAGCAAUUUAUUCAGCAACAUGAAAAAGUCAUUCCGGCACCAAUUGAAAUUAUUCCAGCACAGCAACCGCACCACCAACAACAACCGCCUGCAAAUUUCAACAGUUAUCAAGCGAAUGUAUUUACAACACCGUCAACUGCUGCUGCAACAUCAGCAGGACCAACAAAUACGGCAAAUUUAUCACAGCAACAGCAACAGCAACAGCUACAACCGCAACAUGUUGGGGUAGGAGCAACAAAUGGCAUUUUGGAAAAUGGCAAGGAAGCGCCUUUGAGCUACCUACAAUUACACACGACUCUGAUUCGUGACCAAAUCGGCCAGGGCUUGGGUUUCAGCAUUGCGGGUGGCAAAGGCUCGCCACCCUUUAAGGAUGGCAGUGAUGGAAUUUUCAUUUCACGCAUAACUGAAGGUGGCUUAGCGCAUCGUGACGGCAAAAUAAUGGUUGGCGACCGCGUGACGGCUAUUAAUGGAAUUGACAUGACGAAUGCGUGUCAUGAUGCUGCAGUGCAAUGUCUAACUGAACCGCAGCGGUUUGUGCGUUUGGUAUUACAGCGUGAAUAUCGUGGACCCCUUGAAGCGCCAUUAAGUCCACGCAGUCCCGCUGUAUUAAACUCUCUAAGUCCUUCCGGAUAUCUCGCUAAUCGACCAGCGAACUUUAAUCGUUCCAUCGGAGACAUAAUAACGGAGCAGGCACAAACUAAUUUACAGCAGCCAACCACAACGGCAUCGACAUUGGCUCAGCAACAGCAGCAGUCAGCGCAACAGCAAAUAUACGAAAUAAAUAAAAUUACUACGAUACCACCCAACGCAACGGUAGCAACCGCAGUCACUGGUAGUAACAACGCCCCGAAAACAAAUGGUUUUACGACUGCCACAACAACCGCUCCUCACCAGCAACAGUUUCAGCAGCAACAAAUUGAUAAGGUUACAGGUCAACCUGUACCUGCUCCAAGGCGGGCCAAUUCCAUACCUUUGGGCGAUGCAUUGCCUGAAGCGUCGUCCGCCAAUGGCGAUGCUGUAACGUCAUCAGAUUCCGCGAACAAACCGACAUCAUUGCCAGCCGCUGGCACAAACACAGCCAAAGAAACUUCAGCAGAAGCUCAGGUGCCUCCGCUGCGGCCACUGACUAGUGAAGAUUUCCAAGCUAUGAUACCGGCACACUUCCUAAGCGGUGGUAGUCAACAUCAGGUAAAUGUGGCAAGUGGCAACGAGGUGGGCGUUGGACCGUCAGUAACCGUAACGGUGAAUAAAGCUGUGCCAGAUCUGCCCAUGUUCCCGGCAGCACCCACAGAACUGGGGCGCAUUACUGAAACAAUAACGAAAUCCACAUUUACGGAAACCGUAAUGACCAGAGUCACCGAUAACCACUUAGCGGAGCCACUUAUCAGUGAGGAAGUAAUCUUGCCGAAGAAUAAAGGAUCGUUAGGAUUCAGCAUCAUUGGCGGUACAGAUCAUUCGUGUGUGCCGUUCGGUUCACACGAGCCGGGAAUAUUUAUAUCACAUGUUGUGCCUGAUGGUAUUGCACAUAAGAGUGGCAAACUACGAAUGGGCGAUCGAAUUUUGAAAGUGAAUGACGUCGAUAUCUCACAUGCUACACACCAAGAUGCUGUAAUGGAGCUGCUGAAACCAGGCGAUGACAUCAAACUCACAAUUCAGCACGAUCCUUUACCUCCUGGCUUCCAGGAAAUCAUCAUUAGUAAAACUGAAGGCGAACGUCUGGGCAUGCACAUUAAAGGUGGUCUUAAUGGUCAGCGCGGCAAUCCACUUGAUCCCACCGAUGAGGGUGUGUUUGUGUCGAAAAUCAAUUCAGUCGGUGCAGCGCGUCGUGAUGGCAGACUCAAGGUUGGUAUGCGGCUAUUGGAAGUCAAUGGAAAUUCGUUACUGGGCGCCGCACAUCAGGAUGCUGUGAAUAUUCUGCGCAAUGCUGGCAAUGAAAUUCAUUUGAUCGCGUGCAAGGGAUAUGACAAAUCCAAUUUAAUUCAUUCCAUAGGUGCAGCUGGCGGCAUGAGCACAGGCAUCAGUACAUCCAGCAGCCGACAUGGUUCUCGUGCUUCCGAAACUGGAUCCGAACUGAGCCAAAGCCAAAGCAUGUCGAGCUUGGAACGUGAUGAAGAUGAACGCAUACGACAAGAUUUUGAAGUUUUUCCACCGAAAACCGAAUCGAAUAACGAACCAUCAGUAUUGGCAUCUGUGGCGGCAUUGGCCCACUCACCCACCACACCACUGAGCGUAGGCGUUUUGCCACAACAGCAUGCAACUGAAAGCGAUACAUCCAAGAGUAGCAUUCCACAGAUACCAUCAAAUCCUCCAGAUUCACUAGCUACACUCACCAAUUCAGACAAAACAUUGGCGCAAACAAAAGAGAAGAGCACGCCCGAAAAGGUUCUUGAAAUUGUUCGUGCCGCCGAUGCAUUCGCCACUGUUCCACCCAAGUCACCAGCUGAACAUCACGAUCAAGAUAAAAUUCAAAAGACCACAACCGUUGUCAUUUCAAAACACACACUCGAUACCAACCCCUCGAUUGGUCUAGCCUCCUCACCGCCAACCCAUCCAACAGUAACAUUGCCAACUGCCGGCACAACCGCGACGACCACGACAUCACCACCUGUGUCACCGGCUUUGGUCACCGCCAGUACCGCAGAUGUGACGUCAGCAAGUGGCAAAAAUACAACAUCCACGCCACCUCAGCAACAGAGGCUCAUUGCAAUGCCAACUACACAAAAACCGCGACCACACACUAUAACCAGGCCUAGAGAUACCCGUUAUGAGUACAGAGAAAUGGUUAAAAAUCAGUCACUUUCUCGAGCGGGCGAUACCGUAAAGAAUGCAGACCAAGUUUACAUAAUUGACGACGACUAUGAUGGAGCAGAGUGCGAGGCAGUAGAGGACGAGGAGGAGGAGGAGGAGGAGGAGGAGGAGGAGGAGAAAGAGGUCUAUGAGCAACGCCAACAUGAAUGUAAAGACGUUGGUGAUGAUGAUGCGUUCGCUAAUUAUUCUCCGAAUAUGUCUGCCGAUCAGGGUGACAUCGAUUCUGAUUACUUUGAGCGACCACGGCCAUCGGCUCGUUACACUAGUGACUCUGAGAAUGAUUACCGUCCCCAUCGGCCGAACCACGAGAGGUUGGGCAAUAUUUCGGGGCGCAGUACUCCCGAUCUUUCGAGUUCGGCAUAUGGUGGCCAUCGCAAGUCUGUAAGCUUCGAUCUGAGUGGUGACGAACGGUCCAAAUCCGACUAUGAACGAUCACGUACGCCAGAUGGUUAUUCACGUUAUUACGAUUCCGAGCAGGAAUGUGGUAGUAUACGCCCACGUUUGCCACGCAAAGGUAUAUUACGUUCGGCCAGUCCAUCAUCAUCUAAUAAUUCAUCACUGGAGCGUUGUAAGCGUCCCGAAAAACUACCGCCAAUAGUGCCUACAGUAGCGCGUAUCAAAGAGAUCGAAUCGCCUACGCUUCAAUACGUUCGCUCUUCUUCACCAGUGACUAGCAGAGAAGGAAGUAGCAGUGGUUAUCGUAGUCCGCCGCCACAGCCAGAAAAAGUGUCGGUGUCGACGGAAAUCGAAAGAGAAAAUCCAUUCCGGGAGGCUUUCCUCGAUAAAACCAAAACCGACGAGUAUACCGAAUUGGCAAAGGCAAUGUCGAAAUCACCUUCAGCACUGAAAUCUCCACGUGACCAUUUUUUCUUUGGUUCGAAGUCUACGGAAAACCUAUUGGCAUCUGAACGUUCACCAUCGAGUGGUCGUAGCACACCUAGUACCGUGGUAAGCAUACAGUCGAAAUCCAUCGAAAAUCUAGCAUCAACAGGGGCCAAACCAAAGAAAAUACCUCCGCCAAUAUUACCUAAACCGAAAACCAAAAAGGCUGAGCUCGUACACAAUGUGGCACUUGAUGCCUUUCAAAAAGCUGACGUGGGCUAUGGAGAUUUUACUGUUUUCGAGCAUGAUCCCACCACGAACACAAUUCAUGAAGUUCGUUCACCUCCCACUCCACCAUCACUAGCAACGCCAACUGUUACAGUAACGCAAACUACUGGAAGUGGUGCUAAGCUUCCGGUACGUGUAAAAGGACCUCGUAGUCCCACUCGUCCUCGCGAAAGUCCACCUCCUCCUCCUGUUAACUACGCAACAUUGCCAAAGCUCUCUUCGCCCAGCGCAAAAGUAAAUGUGAAAAGCAGCGAAGAAUCUUACUACUUGGAAGUGCUGCCAUCACCACCGCCUCCUGGCGAUGAUAUACCGCCUUCACAACGACGCCCCACGGAGUUUAUACACGAAAAUUCGCCGGAUCACAUAUUGGUCACGGAAGAAGAGCACCGUACUAUCUUGCUACACGAGAACGAAAUUCGUAACCAACUUCGCAGUGGGGUCAGAAGACCGCAAAUCCCAGAAUUGGGACCACCGCAUGAUGAAGCGCCACCUGUUCCACAAUACGCGAGCAUCAAACACUCGGUAAAUCCAUUUAUAGAUAGUUCAGAUGACAAUUUUGAAUCAUUACCUCUCCCUCCACCACCUGAACACCUACUUUCCUCUGCGGUUCUAACUCCCGGUUGUGAUAGUAGUUCCCAUUGCGAUAGCGAAUCUUCAACUAUUAACAUUAUUUCUCCUAUUUCUUCUAUUACUUCUAAUGCGAACAUGCAGCCAAGAUUGGAUCUCUUACCGUCGACAGCCACAAUACAGACAGGCAUUCCAUCUAAAAAUCUACUUUCACCCACACAAAUAUUCCCUACAGCGCAAAUACUUCCUGUCCAAUACACCAGUCUUCCACAUCCCCAACAGCCGAAUACCACAAACAUCCUAACUGGUACGAACAAUCUUUCUAAUUCCCAGCAGAGUCAGUCUUUCCUCACUGUGGGUGGCCUUGUGCUGAUGCCACAAGUGCCAUUCAGUUCGUCAGCGUCGCAAGCAUCGUCAUCGUCGUCAACAUCGUUGGUUACUACACCCAUUUUCCUGGCCACCAGUGAUGGUACCGCGGCUGCCACUGCUGGUGUAUAUAUAAAACCACAGCAACAGCUACAACAGCGUCCACCGCAACUUCAUCUGCAUCAGCGUACAGUACUGUCACCUUCAUCUGAACCCAUUACAACGACAAAAGUGCCUAAAUCAGUUUCAGAUAAGAAACGGUUCUUUGAAUCAGCUAUGGAGGAACAACACAAGCCAUCACAAAAGACAGAGAAAGUUUUUUCCUUCCUGUCAAAGGAUGAAGUUGAAAAGUUAAAGCAAGAAGAAGAAAGGAAAAUUGCAACGCUCCGUCGUGAUAAGAAAUCAAAUGGAAACGAUGAGUAUGAUUCUUCUAUUACUUCUGCCACCGCUUCCGCUGCCACCACCACCAUACCGUGCCUUGCUGGCGAACAUCACAAAGUGCAGCCGGAUGAUGAUGAUGAGGAGGAUUAUGAUUAUGAGGACGAUGGUAGGCGACUUGUAGUUGACCACCGUCACGUACUCCGCGACACCAUCGUCGGGCGGGAUAAUUGUGAUGUGGAUGAUAUGAGCUUUGCCGAUUGCACAACACCACCAACAAGGAUAAAAUCACCAUCACCGAUACGCCACGUGACAGAGUCAGCACCGCAAACGUUAAGACUUAAACUCGAGAAACCGAAGAAAACGAAAAAGUCGAGUGUGAAAGGAAAAGCAACCGCAAAAGUACAGAGUUUGAAUACAACGCCCACAAACGAUACGGUCAUAGAGCAGCGCCCUGCUGUCCUUCGAAAGGCACCAACACCACCGACAAAAGCAAAACGAUCGCCACCGCCGCUAGUGGCAUCUACUCAGCCAGACUUGACUGCAUUCAAAUCACCGGCACUUGUUAAAUCCUUGACUGAGCCACGUACCACCACUACAACAAAGUCCACAGUAAUGCUGCAGUCCCUUAAACCUCAAGUAGUAGAUUCGGCACUUGCACCAACAACACCAACACCAACGCAACCAGCAAUACCUGUACCCGUUGCACGCACCGUCACCUCCAACACCUUUACAACUCAGCAACUAAGCAGCACCGUAGCGCAGUUUAUGGAUUCUGAACGGCAACAUAGCGACGCAAUAGGGAGCGAUUUCAAUGAGGCCGAGGAUACGGCGAGCAGUAUUGAAAGUGUUAUUGUUGCUGCUCCGUUAGUCACUUCAACACCUCCGACGUUGCGCGCACUUAAUAGUCAAAAGCCAUCUCUGUUACCGAAACCUAAAGUAAAAGUUGUUGUGCCACCUGCAUUGUUACUGCAACAGCAACAGCAACAGCUACAACAGCAGCAGCAACAACAAGAAGAAGAAGCAGAAGAAGAAGAGGAACAACACGUAACAUCACCAACCACACCGUCCAGUCGCAUACCGAUUCGCACGGCAAAUGCGGAGAGGCGUGCCAUGAAGGCGGCAGCUGCAGCUGCUGCAAGCGUGCAGGAGAAUGAAGAUGUUAUUGUUGACGUGGUUGAGCGGUCAUCCGAUGCAGUUCAACGUGAGCAGUCACCGCCAAAUGUGUCGAAGAGUAAAGCAAUGAUUAAUGCGGAGAAACGCGCGUCCUGGCGUGCAGCUCGCUUGCGCUCUCUAGAACAAGGCGCUCAAGAGGCUCAAAGCGUCAUUAAGAAUAUGAACAAAAUCGCAGAUGAUCUGCUUAGCGCACCCGCCGCUACUGAGCAGGCUAAAAAGAUUGUUUUUCCAAAAAUAGCAAUUAAAUCAAGCGAUGGUCCCGUUAUAAUACGUGAACGUGAAAAGAUACUCGAUGAGAAAAUUGUGCGACGUACCGAAGAGGUGCCAUGUCCUGUUACAGGACGACCUCAAUUACGAACUGUUGAAUACAUAGAAAAAAUCAUCGAAACCGAGGUGGAAACUUGCCAGGAGAAGAUAAUCUCAUUAGAGCUGCAAGAUCCAGAAAAUGACGAUUACGAAAGUGAAUAUAGUGGCAGGUAUAAAAAUAGCCCCUCAUCAGCAAUGCCUACGCUCGCGACCAAUGUCACUGUCUCAGCCUCAUCAUCCAUUGUGUUGGCCGAUGAGACAUUGGAGGAUGAGGAACCACCGGAGCUGUUGGAAGAAACAACUUUACUAGACACCGUUGACGAGGAUGAUGCCGAAGAAGCUGACGAUGGCAGCGAAGAGGAAGAUGAGGAGGACGCCGCCUCCAUUGUCACUGUUCAUGCAAAUAAUGAAAAGCUCUUCCUACGCAACGAUGACGAUUCAGCGCCAUCGGACGAUUUAGACAGUAUCAGUAUGUUUGGCCCUUCGUCCAUUGACAGUACAUCAUCUGUAUCAAAGCUGCGUAUACGGCCUGUGCCGAUAACAAUUCACCAGACAUUAGCUAAGGAAGUUGUUGUAACAGCGUCAGCUGAACCAACUGGGAGUGCAACUGCAACGCCAACUGAAUUCUCAGCUCACAGCACAAAUGCGGCAAACACCAUUGUAGAGGUGGUAAAUCCCUUGAUAACCGGCGAAGGACAGGUGAAAAGUAUUACGGUGGGCAGGACAAUAGAAUAUCCUACCGUAUUUAAAUAUGAACAGGUUAAAGGUGUACACGAUGAUGAUGACAACGACAACGAGGGUGAGCAAUUAGCAGCUGCUUCAACAGGCGUGUUGCGUAGUAGUACGUUCGUUAUGCCCAAAAUACAACAACAACAGCAGCAGCAGCAGCAAUUCCGACCGCCACAAGAGGAACUAUCGUUGAAUGCAAAAAUGAAGAGUGUGUUGGUGGAAUUAUUGGAGAAUGAACGCGUCAAAUUGAAUUUGCAGAAGAGUCUGGAAGAGGAAGACAAGGAGCAGCAAGAGGGCGCCUACGGUGACACGGACAAUGAGGAUGAUGUUGUGGACUACGCGGUGGUUCGAAAUAAAGAUCUCAGUGGUGCAGGAGGUGUGAGUGAUGAUAAUGGCAAUGAGCGGCUGUUGCAGGAACUUGUAAGGGAUAGCAAUAGGAAUACAAUUAAAAAACUAGCAGUCGGGCUUGGCGAUGACGAUGAUGAAAGUGACGCGGAAGAGGAAUAUGAUGAUGAUGAUGAUGAUGACGAUGAUGACGAUGAUGACGAUGAUGAUGAUGAUGACGAUGAAGAAGGAGAGGAAGAGGAUGAAGAGUCUUUGGACUCCAGCGAUUCAGAAGUAGAAGCCGGCGGCGAAGAUGAUGACGAGGAGACUGUAAAUAUAACAUUCGUCGACGGUUGCCAAGUGAUUAAGAAUCCCAAUGCUGAAUCUACGAAACUACAAAAAUCCCAAACGUACACUUCCAUUAAAGAGGCUGAUCAGCCAAAAGACUCAGUGACAGAUGCAAAACCCGAUCAACAUCUGGUUGUGAAACUUGAAAGCCCCGUAGCUGAAGUCCUGAAUAAGGACAUGGAAAAUACUGUGGAAAAACUGCAGGCAGAGCAACGUAAACUCGAAGAGAUCACAAAACAAUUGCGCAAAUCUGUAGAGAACUUACUGGCCGAUGAUGAUGAAAUCGCGUGUGCAAUAAGUGAUGUCAGCAGCAGAGAUCAAGAUGGGGUGCAUCCAAAACAGGGUGUUUUGCGUACUGUCGAAACGAAAACGGUCAUCGAUGAGGACGGUGGCAAGAAAACGAUUGUUAUCGAAACGAUACACAAGCCAGAGGGCAAACCAAAACGACACGCAACACGAUCUGAUGCCGAGACCGGGGAAACGAUUUUCAACAGACUUCUGCAUGCUGGUGGCGAUCACAAACAAAUAUUCGAUCAACAAACGGGUGAAAGCGUUACAACAACAACAACCACCGAUGCCGACGGCACCGUCACCACAACAACGACUACGAUUUCGAACGUCGUGAAGAGUGGCAUCCCCAGAGCGGUUUUAAAAUCAGAAUCGAAUAAGAGUGCAGAUAAUGAGAAUGCUUCGACGCCAGCGGAAGCAGGCGGCAGCGCGAAACAGAGCAAGCAAAAACGAAAAGGAAAAAAUGGCAAGAAAUAAAUAAAUACUCACGAAAUCAAAUAGAAAUAGAAAGGCGAAAAAGUAAAGCUGCGCCAAAAAAAGAGUUAAAACUCACUGACAACUUAACGCCCAUUAUUAUACAAUAAAUAGCUAAGGAAGCUCGAUAACUCGAUAUCUUCCUACUCGUGCUUGAGCUAUGUGCGUAAGGGUGUGUGAAUAGCGAUGUAAAAUUACGUUUGUAACGUAAGGAAAUUAACCCAAACAAAAGAAAAAAAGGAUAAAAAAUUAAGAAACAAAAAAUAAAAUAAAAUUUACGUGACAAAAAUUGAAAAAAAUUCGUCCCUUAGUUUAUAAUUGUAACGAGUUCGAAAAUUUAGACACCGAAAACGGUUCUUAAGAAAUAUCAUAAAUUAUCCGUCGAUGUGUAUGUAUUGUUAGAUAAGUAAAUUUAAAUAUGUUUUGCAUCAUUCCCUUAGUAAUUGGAUUUAUGUCUUAGAAUAAAAUAAAAUAAAUGGAAAAUAUUUAAGAUAAAUAUACGAACAUAAAUACAUAAUGGCUUAAAUCAU